AUGGACAAGAAUGUCGUGAAGGGCAUGGUGGACUCCCUUGAGGAGGCGCGUGCAACGCGAACCUUGACCGAGAACGAAGAGCGCUUCAUUAGCGAGUACCACCAGGAAGUGAGGGCACAAGCUGCCAGGAAGAAGGGAAGAAGUGCGCCCUCAGAGGCGAAGGAGGACGAGACACUUUCCGAGGACCAGCCGACGAGUCCGAGGACGGAGCCCGACGCGGCUAAGGAGCCCGAGGUGGCCGAAAGGAAGGAGACGGAGUCGGAGGACAGUGCAGCGCCUUCGGUGGCGAAGCGGGAGGCGGAGCAGAGCUCGGAGGGCGAGAAGGCCAAGAAGCUGAAGAAGGAGCGCCGUAGGGCGGAGCGGAGGGCGGAGUCCGAGGAGCGCCGACGCCGGCGGGAGGAAGAAGACCGGGAGCGCAGCAGACGCUUUGAACGGGAGAUGGCGGAGUUGAGUGAGAGCAUCCAGCGCCAGCGAGAGGCGGAAGCGCAACUAUUUGCGGACCGGCUUCGCGAGUGGAGCGACACGCAAGAUCGCUGGUGGCGCGAGGCGCAGGAGGAGAGGGCGCGCCGUCGCCGUGAUGAGGAGGAGGGGGAGGACCGUCGCAACCGAGGGCGCCGGGACCGGCGAGAGGACAGGAGCGAUGAUCGCUGGGAUGAUGGGCGUUAUCGCCGAGACGACAGGCGCGAUGAUCGCCGGGGUGAUGGGCGUGAUCGCCGAGACGACAGGCGCGGCCAUCGCGACCUUGGGCCUGGGCAGUGGCGCCGCUCUGGCGAUGAUGACACGGACGACUCGUGGUAUGGUGGCAGAGGGCGCUCUGGAGGAGCGAGCAGCAGCAGCGACCCCCGUGGCGGGAAGGGCGCCCGUGGUGGCGGCAAAGGAGGAGCGCGCCGGCCGCGAUACGAAAGCUACGUAGGGCGCGAACACGAAGCUCCGGAUGGAACUCCGUUGGAUCGCCGCCGAGGGGGCGCCGUCACGAAGGUCGCCGUGCUGCUGGGCGCGUUUGAACGCGAUGGCUUGAGCGCAGACUUGCUCGACAUGGCAGAGCGCUUCCAAGACGCUUUAAGUGCGCGCACGACGCGGAUUGAGGAUGGGUCGUGGGCAGACAAGCUGCGGCGCUUAGUUAUAGCGAUCGAGAACCAGGACGAGGACAUGGUUCAGGAGCUGCUUUACGACUACACCCACAGGUGCAGUUUCCUGCAGAGCGCCCUGGCCAACAAGAAGUGGGAGGAUUGGCGGCGGCGGGGCUACGAGGAUCAGGGCGUUUACCGCCAAAAGGGCGCCAGUCGCCGGAUAGUGGGCGCAUGUCGCCUGGUACAGCUUCCAGCAGCGCACACUUGCGGCCUGGGUUUACGGGCUUUAUAUAUAUAG
Molecule: messenger RNA, 1368 nt
Organism: Symbiodinium sp. CCMP2592
Lineage: Eukaryota; Dinophyceae; Suessiales; Symbiodiniaceae
Source: the annotation of a GenBank genome assembly